UUUUUAGCCACGAGGGGUCCGGAAACGUUCCGGUGUCAACUCGGGGUUCGUAAUGUUGAAGAAGAGCAACACAAUAACGCACUACGACAGGACUACCCAUUUCCAGCUAUGAUCUUAAGAGUCGAUGUUUUUUCUUCCUGAAAGCGUUCUUAGUUUCGAUUGUGCGUUUUGAGGGAAGCUUUUCAGCUCGGAGUCACUGUCUUUCUGUAUCAAGUCACCACUUAAUAAUAGUCAUGGCCAUCCAUAGUGAGCUACUUGUACUCGCAAGUGAGCAUCCCGCCAAAGCUAUCGUGAGUCUGUUGCUAGCUGCGGUGACUUUAUCUCUUCUAGUCAUCAAGAAAAUCUUCCAACCCAUCGGGAAGCGAAGUUCGAAAGCUCGACUACCACCAGGGCCACCAGGAGUCUUCCUCCUAGGCAGUCUACUAGACUUCAAGAACAACAGAUAUGAUCCAGAACACAAAUAUCUAAAAUCCCUUACCCAAUAUGGCGAAAUGACCACCAUCCAUCUCGGCUCCAAAACCUGGAUCCUCCUCAACUCCCCGCGCGUCGUCUCUGAAAUCAUCGCCAAGCGUGGCACCCUCACCAACGGCCGCUCCCCGAUGCCCAUCGCCUCCGGCAUCGUCAGCCGCUCCCGCCGCUCCCUCUUGCUCCCGCCGUCCAGCUGGACCGAGCCCCGUCGUGUCAUGCACCACCUCCUCAGCGGCGCCGCGCUGACACAGUACGGUGCCUGGCAGGAGCUGGAGAGCGCGCAGAUGAUGGCCGAGUAUCUGCGGCAGCCGGGACGCUGGUUCAGGCACCAUUAUCGGUACGCGAACUCGGUGGUGCAUCGCAUCGCGCUAGGGGAGCGGCUGAUGAAGUCGGGGAAGGAGCUGGAAGACCUGCAGGACGUGGUCACGAAGUUCGUUGGGAGCAUCGGGAUGAGCUUGGUGGACUGGUUUCCCGACCUGGAUCACCUACCGCGGUUUCUGCAGGUCUGGCGACCCUAUUGGGAGCGCCUGGACCGGUGGAACUACGACAUCUACCGAUCAUGGUGGCUCCCCGUGAAGGAGCAGAUCGUCAACGGCACCGCGCCGCCCUCGUUCGUCCGCGAUGUGCUCCUGGCCGAGAGCACUAAGUAUACCGGAAACGAUCAGGACGCCAUGUACGUCGCCAUGCAGCUCAUCGAAGCCGGCAGCGACACCACCCGCGAGGCGCUCAACGUCUUCGUCAUGGCAUCCCUCUGCCACCCGGACGCCUUCCGCCAAGCGCGGCUCGAAGUCGACCGGGUCUGCGGAUCCAACGCCGAGCGGCUGCCCGGGCUCGCCGACAUGGAUGCCCUUCCGUACAUCUGCGCCAUGAUCAAAGAGGUGCUACGUUGGCGGCCGAUAUUCCCGCUGACCCCCGACCACACGGCGACGGCGGAUUUCGACUUCGAGGGGUACCACUUCCCCGCGGGCGUGGGCUUCGUCAUUAAUGGAAUCCCGGUCUGCAACGCCUGUGAGGAUCCGGAUGAAUUUCGGCCGGAGCGGUGGCUAGAUGGACAUGAGAUGGAUGCGGCUCACGGGUUGUGGCAGUUUGGUGGAGGGCGGCGAAUUUGUGUGGGGUAUCGGCUUGCGCAGAGGGGGUUGUUCAUCAAUAUGGCACGGUUGGUUUACUGCUUCGACUAUGCUCCGGAUGGCGAUAUCAACCCGAUUAUACUCAAUCAUCAUAGAAUCGAUGAACCCUUUCCGGUGAAGGUUACCGUUCGGAGUCCAAAGCAUGAGAAGUUGGUUUUGGAUGAGGCGAAGAGGCUAGAUGUCCUGCAGUUUGCGGAGUAGGGGAUUUGAUGACGAUGCACUCUCAGACCGCUGUUCAGUCAUCAAGUGUAAGUAGCAUUAUCUAGAUACCCCGUUGAGGGAUACCAUGCUUUCAAUGACGGCAUGGAUCUGACAGGGAGAGAAGAUGGUUAGGACGUGAGGAUGAUCGCUAUGGUGAGGCAUGGGUGGAGUAACAGGUCGUGGAGUUGGGAGAGUGUGGAACCGCGGAU
Molecule: messenger RNA, 2005 nt
Organism: Eremomyces bilateralis CBS 781.70
Lineage: Eukaryota; Fungi; Ascomycota; Dothideomycetes; Eremomycetales; Eremomycetaceae
Product: cytochrome P450
Exons: 3
Coding region: 234-1796 (520 amino acids)
Molecular function (GO): monooxygenase activity; iron ion binding; heme binding
Source: RefSeq, a predicted model, not a curated record